This is a messenger RNA of Purpureocillium takamizusanense, 750 nucleotides long. RefSeq lists its product as uncharacterized. The coding region runs from base 1 to 750 and encodes 249 amino acids. The transcript has 3 exons. NCBI's taxonomy places the organism in Eukaryota, Fungi, Ascomycota, Sordariomycetes, Hypocreales, Ophiocordycipitaceae. The record is from RefSeq and is a predicted model, not a curated record.
AUGAAAGAGGUGAUUGAGCACGGAAGCGAUCACAUGAAGGUUCUCAUCGAGGCCAUUUGUGCGGAACACAACAGGUUCUCCGGCAUUCAAAGAUACCGCAAAGACGACUACGCAAGGUGGUUUGCCAAUUAUGAUUGCUUGAUCGAGGUGCCGUUCUUUAUGGGAUCAGAGGCCAUCGAGGCCUACGUCGACGACCCGGACGUACGGUUUUUACUCACCGAGCGAGACCCCGACAAGUGGGUUACCUCGAUCAACAACACGGUGGCGGGGGUCGUGCAGAUGGCUUCCGCGUUCCCGAUUCGCCUACUCAAGCACUUCAACGACGACCUUUACUAUUUCUUCCUCCUCAACGAGCUCAUUUACGCCUCCAUUUCCGACAGUACCCUACCGGGCGAUGCAGAGAAUAGAUCCAACAUGAGGCGGAACUAUGUGUCCUACAUCGCCAUGGUAAAGAGGACCAUCCCGGCUGAUCGCCUUUGCCACAUCCAACUCGAAAACGGUCUGGGCUGGAACGAAAUAUGUCCCUUUCUCGACGUCGACGUUCCCGAUGAAGAAUACCCGCGCGGGAACGAACCUGAAAAGUUCCAGGCGCUGGUGGGCGACUGGCUGCGCCCGCGGAUGGCGAGCGCGGCACUCAAGCUGGCGGGUCUAGCGACGCUUUCGGGGACCGCGGCCGUAGGGCUGUGGCUUUGCCGGAGGACGGUCAAGGCCGCUGUGUUGACAUCGCUGACAGUAUUGUCACGGCCAUGA